This is a messenger RNA of Naegleria gruberi, 330 nucleotides long. RefSeq lists its product as uncharacterized. Gene Ontology annotation, molecular function: 1-phosphatidylinositol-3-kinase activity. The record is from RefSeq and is a predicted model, not a curated record. Bases 1 to 330 code for a protein of 109 amino acids. Gene Ontology annotation, cellular component: endosome; peroxisome; cytoplasm. Lineage: Eukaryota; Heterolobosea; Eutetramitea; Acrasida; Naegleriidae. The transcript has a single exon. Gene Ontology annotation, biological process: endocytosis; autophagy of peroxisome; autophagosome assembly.
AUGGUAGAAGGUAUGGGAGGAAGUAAGAGUGAAGGUUACAUCAAAUUUAAAGAGCUAUGUGUGACUGCUUACAAUAUUUUGAGAAAGUCGGCUCACUUGAUUUUGAACAUGUUUAUUCUCAUGAUUGAUGCCAAUAUUCGUGAUUUGGAACAUGGUGCAGGUAUGGAUCCUAUUAGAAAUAUCAUGAAAGUUCAGGAAAAGUUUAAACUUGACCUAAAUGAUCAAGAAGCAAACGUCUACAUGCAAAGUAUUAUCAAUGAAAGUGAAAAAGCUCUCUUCCCUCAACUCAUGGAAAAUAUCCACAGAUGGGCUCAAUAUUGGAGAUCCUAA